Molecule: messenger RNA, 438 nt
Organism: Laccaria bicolor S238N-H82
Lineage: Eukaryota; Fungi; Basidiomycota; Agaricomycetes; Agaricales; Hydnangiaceae
Exons: 4
Coding region: 1-438 (145 amino acids)
Source: RefSeq, a predicted model, not a curated record
AUGCACCCAAAUACGGACACCACACUGACUAAGCACCCCAUCUGGGUGCAAACGCUCUCCACAGUGACAAAGUAUAGAAACCAAGUUUUGGAUGAGAUAUAUGGACGGCAUAUUGGUCUGAAAGAUAUAAUUGAGGCACCAAAUGCAAAAUCAACGCCUUGCGUCAGAUAUGCGCAGGGUGGAUUGAGUGGAACAUACGAUGAUCAGGUUUUCAGUGGUCUGGUGGAGGCAGUUGUCCGGAAACAUGACCGUGAAGAACGUGGCGUUGGCAUGCAGAACUUUCGUUAUGCUCCUGCAUCAGGAAAACGUCUGAUCGAACUUUGGGCAACUUUCGCAACUUUGCAAAGUUGUAAAGUUGCCAAAGUUGCCAAAGUUCGACAACUUUGUAAAUACUACAGUGCCCAGCAUGACUUCCCUAGCACCCUCGGCAUGAGCUGA